AUGGCAGCGGCAAAACAAGAAUCCAGGGAUGAAUUUGUCGUUAGUUCUACGCUUCAGAGCCGCUACGCGACAAACAAUGGAUUAAAUGAAUCUUUAUUAGAAGGCCAGGUUUCUCAUUACGACAACAUCGAAAAGCAUUUAACAAGGCUUCCACAAUUCAAAGAUUCCGCCGAAUUUUUGGAUUGUUUGGCACAUUUUAGUGGGAACGACGUGGAUUUGGGCGACAUCAGCAGAUUCGAGAGCCAAUUUGGUGGAGGGGAGGAGACAUACAAAUAUGAAGUGAUCAUAGAGAAUCAAAGAGGGGCAACAUUACUUGGAAUACCUAUGUAUAGUCGAGAAUCGCUUUUGUAUCCUCUAGAUCCUCCCAAGUUCCAGACAUUAAGAGGACAUGCGAUUACAAGUCUCAACCUGUAUCCUUUGCCCAGUAGAAGCUGGCGUUGGAGUUGGAACAACUGGUUUAUUUUGAUGAUCCAAGAUGUGGACCAAGAAGGUUGGGUUUAUUCUAAGGUUCGUUUUGGAAGCCGCAAAUGGAAAGGAGUAGGAAGGUUUGGGAAUUUUGUUCGGAGAAGGGUUUGGGUGCGAAAGAGAGAACUAGCUCCAGGAGCUGAUGCAAGCUUGCUUCACUUGCCAACCACUUUGGUUCUGGAUCAAAAACACGCUCAUAUCAAUAGCCCCGAAAUCAAGCAUGAAAUAAGACAGGCAAGCCCAGAAGAAUCGAUCACUGAUAACAACUGCUCCAACAUCUCAACGGAGGUAACAUCUGAUUACGACAGUCAACUGGAGAACGUGCUGCUCAAACUAGACUUUUACAAAAUUGACCGCCUGAAAGUUGAUCAGAUUCUCAGCUUUUUGUUUGGUGCAGAUAGACAGCUUCUGCAGUAUUUGAUUGAAGAUCAGGAGCAGUCAGAUUCGCCGCAUUUGUUACAAAGUUUGGUCGGCAAAUUGGAAUUCAAUGAAUCAAAGCGCGCUUUUCUAAACAAAUACCACGCCAAACUUGAAACUAGCAACAAUGAGGAACUAGCCCUAAUAUACAAACUUUAUCAGAACUUGUUAGCAGAUAGCUUUUAUGGUUCUGAAAGGCGUCAAAUGUUAUCAAAAUAG
Molecule: messenger RNA, 1101 nt
Organism: Ogataea parapolymorpha DL-1
Lineage: Eukaryota; Fungi; Ascomycota; Pichiomycetes; Pichiales; Pichiaceae
Exons: 1
Coding region: 1-1101 (366 amino acids)
Cellular component (GO): membrane
Source: RefSeq, a predicted model, not a curated record